Messenger RNA from Macadamia integrifolia, 687 nucleotides. Its product is annotated as calsequestrin-1-like. The transcript has 3 exons. Bases 1 to 687 code for a protein of 228 amino acids. NCBI's taxonomy places the organism in Eukaryota, Viridiplantae, Streptophyta, Magnoliopsida, Proteales, Proteaceae. The record is from RefSeq and is a predicted model, not a curated record.
AUGGCAGACUCUGAUGAAAUGAGUUUCUUCUAUGGAGCGAGAAUCCUUGAUAAAUUCAAGUGGCAAACUAAUAGAUUUGAUGGAUUAGGGGAUCCUAAGGCACACUUGAAAGUCUUCCUCAGCGUUGCCAAGUCAUGGCAACUAGUAGACAACCAAAUGGGUCAAGCAUUUGUGUUGACAUUGUCAGGAAUAGUUUUGAGAUGGCUUGCACAGAUUCAGUCUAUAACUCAAGAGAAGGGUGGAUUGGUGGAUAUGAUUGGAGCAGAAGACAAUUUAGAGAUAGUUGAGGAAGUUAUAGAUGAUCUCCACAGGGCAGUAAUAGCAUUAUCAGCGAGAGAACAGAUUAAAGAGCACACUUUCCUAAUCUACAUAGGGAGUGACAUAGAAGAGGAUGAGUCAGAUCUAACCCAGCUUCGAGUUGAUAACAAUGGGUCAAACCCCAUAGAAAUCUUUUGGUCCAUACGUUCUAAGUAUUAUGAAUGUUUGGACGUAGGAGAAUUUAGGGGGCCUGAUGAAGAGCCUGAUGAAGAACCUGAUGAUGAGACAAGUGAAGGGAAAAUCAGUGGUGAUGAUGAUGAUGAUGAUGAUGAUGAUGAGGAUAAGGACGAAGAUUUGAACUAUGAUGAGGAAGAUGAUAGUGAUGAUAAUUAUCCAGACUGGGAUGAUUACCUUAGGCCUAAAAAUUAG